AUGGAGAGCGCGGAUGUGAGCGCGAACGAGGAGAAACUGGAGCCGGGGGUCCGCAUCGAACUCGAGAACCUCAAUACCUGCACCGACGAGAUCAAUCGACUCGAAGUGGCAUUAGACGAUGCCAAUGCUACCUUCCGUCACAUCCUAUCCGAGUCGACGCAGCAUCUCCGCUAUUUGGCCACCAAGCUGGGCUCCUGUAUCGAGAGGGCACGCCCGUAUUAUAAGGCAAAGGAUGCAUCCAGGAAGGCCCAGAUGGAGUGUCAGAAGGCGGCCGUUCAGUUCCAUCAUGCCAACGAGAUCUAUCAGGCUGCAGAGGAGACCAUCUCUAUGGCCGAGGAGCGUUUCCUUUCCCGUAAAGGGAACUGGGAAAUAAAUUCUGCAUGGCAGGAUAUGUUGAAUCGCGCCACAAGGAAGAAAUUGGAGGCCGAGAAAAGGCGAGUCUCAUCUGAGCAAAAGCAUCACGAAACGGCCUUGCUCUUCACGCAGGCGGAGCGAAAGACACAGCAGCUGGAACGGCGUCUCCAGCGCCACAUCGUCAAGUCCAAGGCCUAUUUCGAAUACAAGGAAUCUCUGGAGCAGCAGCUACAACAGCAGAAGCAGAAGAUCCAGCAUCUGCAGUUGGAAGUGGCCGUCGCCAAGCAAAAAUAUGCGGACUCUCUGCAAAAUCUGGAAUGCAUUUCGGCUCGCAUCCACGCCCGUCGCGAGUUCGUCCUCGAAGAAUGCGCAACCCCAAAACCCGUGAAGUUUGACUCCGGCGACCGACCGACGAAUCAGUAUCUGGAAGCAACGGAGGGACAGCGUCUGCUGCCCUCGCCUGCAAUCAGCAGAACCGUGUCGAGCGACGUCGAGGAGGAAGACGAAAGCUUCGAUGGCGGCCGUGCGGACGAAGAGAAGACCGAUUGGUCGCUCCUUCAGGCCAGCAUUCAGAACCUGACUCUCCAGAUGGCCAGCGAACGAGGGUUGACACAGGAGGAAAUUGAUUCCCGCAUCCAAAAAUGCAUCCAGCGUCAUGGUGAAGACGGGAACGACGAUCCGACCGCGGCCGACUCGGCAACCGAUUCCACUGCUGCGGACGAAAUUCAAGUCUCACUGCCGGGAGAUGACAACGCCGAGACCAAGGAUACCGUCGGAAAUUCGAAGCUCAUGUGA
This is a messenger RNA of Darwinula stevensoni, 1149 nucleotides long. The record is from the annotation of a GenBank genome assembly. NCBI's taxonomy places the organism in Eukaryota, Metazoa, Arthropoda, Ostracoda, Podocopida, Darwinulidae.